Molecule: messenger RNA, 1110 nt
Organism: Drosophila grimshawi
Lineage: Eukaryota; Metazoa; Arthropoda; Insecta; Diptera; Drosophilidae
Exons: 3
Coding region: 24-1103 (359 amino acids)
Biological process (GO): apoptotic DNA fragmentation
Cellular component (GO): nucleus; mitochondrial inner membrane
Molecular function (GO): nucleic acid binding; single-stranded DNA endonuclease activity; RNA endonuclease activity
Source: RefSeq, a predicted model, not a curated record
UUAGCUCGCUUUCAGGUCUCAAGAUGAACACGAUGCUUUGCUUAUGCUUCUUAAUGUUUUUUUGGCGCGUUGGCGCCGAUUGCCAACUUGGCGCUGAGAAUAUCGCGAAAACAAAUCGAUUAUUUGCUGUUCUCACCAAUUCACAGCUCAAUCUAUAUCGCUUAGAUGUGGUGCCCACCGGCCAAAAACUGCAAAUGAUAUGCAGUGCAAGUAAUGUGGUGGAGACCCGCUGUCAGCAGAAUAACGAAAUGUCGCCAAAGUUGCCUCUCACCGAUUGCAGCAACCCGCCGAAGGGAAUUGUGGAGGUGGUUCCUGAUGGGAUAUGUCCAUGUACCAUGCACCGAGUGGGUUAUAAACUGAGUGAUACGCAGUUUCUCGAGCUAUAUAGAAGCUGUUAUAAUGUGACAAGCCAAACAGCGCACUUUGUUAUACAUCUGGCAUACCCCAGCACAUUACCCGCACCACGCCCCAGCCAAUGCUUCACCAGCGAUCGUGUCAUUAGCGGCGCCGCAGCUGAUUUUUUCAAGGCUAAAAAAAUUCAUAAAACCUUUAAGGAGACACUCGGACCAAAUCAGAAGUUUGUUACCUCCGACAGCGACCUUGUCUUUGAUCGUGGUCAUCUGGCGCCUUCCUGCGACUUUGGUUUCGAGUCGUAUAUGCGAUUAAGUUUCAAGAAUGUGAAUGUGGUUGCUCAGUUUCGUGGCAUCAAUCGUAGCAAUUGGAAAACCCUGGAAACCUGGAUACGCAACCAGCUUAACAAUGGCAUUUUUCAAGUGCUGAAGAUAUGUACGGGAGGACUUGGUGUCCUAGAGCUGCCGCACAGCAUUACUGGGGAACUCAUGCCGAUUUAUUUGAACGCACCAAGCAGUAAUCCAGUACCCAAAUGGCUCUUUAAGACUGUCAACGAUGGAGCCGGUACUCGUUACGCUUUCCUAACCUACAAUAAUAUCCAUGACGCUACUAUACCAACUCCAAAUUGUCAGCAGGUUGCAUGUCCUGCUUUGCUGAAGUUUCAGUCAACCAAAGCGCCAGGUAACAGCUUUUGCUGCGAUCCCAUCGAUUUUCUUAAUAAAAAUUUACCACACUUAGCAAAUGUUUGCUAAGAGUUGA